AUGUCUGAGCAAUAUUUGCAUAACGACCCUAAAACACCGCGAAUUCCUCAAACUGGGUUUGAUAUACCUGAGGGGACAAUGACCGGGUUCAAUGGUACGUCAGAGGGUAACACGUCUGUUGCUGGUAGUAUAGAUGAGUUGACAAGUAGAGACACGAACGUCUCCGAAUUUGGAGCUAGUGUUCCAGAUAUUACAAUGAACACUGAAGUAGGAGCUGAUGAGACGGAAGAUGUGAAGGUUGUUACACCGUUGAGUGUUUCUAUACCUACAUUUGAGAAUGUCGCCACUCUACCAACACCAAUGGUGUACAGUCCCAUGUCACCAGCUGUGUUGAAUAAGUCACCUCAAGCUAUCAAAAGCACUGAGAUGAAGAUCAACAUUCCAAAGAGAAGGGCUCAAUAUAAACCAAACUUGGACGGAUUAAUCGGAUCAAAACCUAUCAGAAUAAUCUCAGAAGUGGUACCGACUCCAGAUACCGCUCAGCAAAGAGUAAUAUCUUUACCAACAGUAUCAGAAGAAACUACAACUGAGAAUGAUAAAUUCCCCAUUCACCAUGACGGAACGGCACUUGCGGAUGAUUCUAACUCACAAGAAGACGAUAUAGUACUUAUGGGAUAUAGAAUUGGCGAAUAUACAAAAGCACUACAAUGGCGAAAGGUGAAAACCAUUGGUGUUGGUAAUUUCAGCGAUGUUCUUUUAUAUGAAUCAAUUGAUCAAAAUGAUCCAGAAUUACUCCAAGUAGCUGUGAAGAGGAUAAGAUAUCCACAAGAAUUGAAGGACAUUAGAAACCGCUCAGCCAAUUUUGAUGAACUAUUGGGUAGACUUGACAAUUCUUUAACCAGGGAAAUUUCUGUACUGAAUUCUUUAAAUCAUCCAUGCAUUGUCAAACUAUUUGGAGUGAACGAUCCACUAUUUAUCGAAAGCUGUCGACCAUUAUAUGAUAUGCUCAAGCUAAGACAAAAAUUAGUUCCAUGCAACUUAAUCAUGUCAUACUGUGUUGGUGGAGAUUUAUUGGCCGCAAUGUCACAAUGUUCCGGCAACCUAGAUCGUUGGCUGAUUCAACGUCUAUUUACAGAGAUCCUUUUAGGUGUCAAAUAUUUACAUGAACACAAUAUUAUUCACAGAGACUUAAAGCUGGAGAACAUUCUACUGAAGGUACCUCUUGGGAAUAUCAGAUCCCUAAAGGAUAAGGACAUAUACUACGAGCAUAGUUUUGUAGAGAUUGCCGAUUUUGGGCUGUGCAAGAAAAUAGAACCGGAUGAGCUAUGCACAGCAAGGUGCGGAUCAGAAGACUACGUAUCACCUGAAAUACUAAUGGGUGUACCAUAUGAUGGUCACCUUUCUGACACUUGGGCUAUGGGUGUCAUUUUAUAUUCACUACUAGAAGAUAGACUGCCAUUCGAUCCACUACCAGGUGCUUCUAUUAGACAAAAAAACAGACCAACUGCACAUAGAAUAGCCAGAUUUGAAUGGAAAUGGCAUAAAAUGAUCGAAGAUGAUUCUUCUGCCAAGGAAAUUGUCAAUAAUACUUUAACGAGAAAGAACCAGCGGUGGAAUUGUAAUGACAUUUUCAACUCAGCAUUUAUCCAAGAAAUUGUUGGAUCAUUGCAAUUCUGA
Nakaseomyces glabratus is the source of this 1617-nucleotide messenger RNA. It is a transcript of the gene PRR1, whose product is annotated as serine/threonine protein kinase PRR1. Gene Ontology annotation, molecular function: protein serine/threonine kinase activity; ATP binding. Gene Ontology annotation, cellular component: phagophore assembly site; cytosol; autophagosome. The record is from RefSeq and is a predicted model, not a curated record. Gene Ontology annotation, biological process: protein autophosphorylation; autophagosome assembly; regulation of autophagy. Lineage: Eukaryota; Fungi; Ascomycota; Saccharomycetes; Saccharomycetales; Saccharomycetaceae.